Messenger RNA from Cordyceps fumosorosea ARSEF 2679, 702 nucleotides. RefSeq lists its product as hypothetical. Bases 1 to 702 code for a protein of 233 amino acids. The transcript has a single exon. NCBI's taxonomy places the organism in Eukaryota, Fungi, Ascomycota, Sordariomycetes, Hypocreales, Cordycipitaceae. The record is from RefSeq and is a predicted model, not a curated record.
AUGGCGGCCACGCACGCCCGUGAUUGGGACGCAUCCUGCUGCAUAAACGCAAUACAGCAACCGCAAACGCCAACACCUAUUGGCGCGACCCCCAGACGACGCCCAGAAGAAUCUCUCGCUGCACCACCUCCCGCCUUUUCAGAGAUGCAGAUGGAGAUUCAGGCUAUCGCAACUAGCACCGCAAGGCCACAGCCUCUGGAAGACACGUCUCGAGCCCUGCCACUUCCCAUGCAGGUAGACGAGCAGCCCCGAACAAAGACGGCCAGGCCUACCGCCGGUCCUACCACUGAGACUAACGAAAUAUUUCCCUUGGAUGUCGGAUCCUCGAUUGCAUCAGACGACGAAACGGUAGUCCCCACGGGGCCUGAUCCAAAUUCGGCCCCCAACAAGCCGCCCAGCACCAUCGUUUCAGGUUCGUCUAGAGAUGAACGCCAGCGACACGCUACGCCGAAGAGAUCUGCGCAGCCCGUGGCACAUCAGAUGAGGCGCUCGCCGCAGCAGCAUCAGCCGCAAGACAUUAUGAGACAGCUGAGCCCCAUCACGCCUGCCCCCGCGGCGGCGAUGGCGCCUGUGCGGACCGUGAUGAUGCACUGGAGGAGGUUGUGGCAGCACCCGCGGCAGCUAUAUCGGCACUUGUUCGAUAAGCCGCUGUUUCGGCGCGCUGGUGUGAGGGAAAAUGGCAAGGUCAUGCGACAAGCGUGA